Epithele typhae is the source of this 921-nucleotide messenger RNA. RefSeq lists its product as uncharacterized. Bases 1 to 921 code for a protein of 306 amino acids. Lineage: Eukaryota; Fungi; Basidiomycota; Agaricomycetes; Polyporales; Epitheliaceae. The record is from RefSeq and is a predicted model, not a curated record. The transcript has a single exon.
AUGACUACGGGCUUGCCACAAGUGACGACUCCUUUGCAGCCCAUCCAUUCACUGGAGGCGCCGUCACGGGGUGUACCGGCCUCCGCCGCACAACCCGCCGUGCCGACCCACCUUGAUAUACCCUCCUAUGCGACCGGCACGGUCGAGUCCUCCGCUCAGACCGCGAUGAAUACGUCUAGGACACGUGUUCCCGACCCGGCCUCGUCCUCGAUCCAAGGUCCACUCAGUCAAGCUUCUACCUCGGCCGUCCGCGAACAGGCCGCUGAGGUACAGAACCCUGCCCAGUGGCCCCUUAUCAUGCGCAGCCCAUUCGAACACUUAGGUCCGCCGAGGGCUUCGUAUACAUCUACAAACGAACAAUCCGUUGGAAUCGCUCCUAGGCCGUGGCGGCAGAAAAUCCUUCCUACGCCCUGCUCGCCGUCGCUAUCAUCAGAUGACCCCUUGGAUCUGUCCCAUCCCACACCUCAUCCCAAGGCCGUCAAUGACAUGUCUCCACUUGCUCCGGCUCCCACAGUUUUCCCCCUUGCUCAGCCCCCAGCAAACCCCAAUCCUGCCGCGACGGCGCCCACGGCGACACCAGCCACAACAGCGCCCGCGAGCACCACGACGCCCGCUGUGACGGUCGCUCCUCGACGUCAACCCUCGGCGGCUCCGUCUCAGUCCACCGCAGCGCUCACAGACCCCAUCUUGAGCUUCUGCUCCGAGAUCGGGCUCUCUGCAGAUGUCGCGGCACGCCUGCGCGAGCUCGGGAUCACGGACGACGCGCGCAUCCGCGCCCUCGGGCGCGACUGCCAGGACCAGGAGACGAAGGCUGAAAUGAAGCGUGAUCUGCAAGAGGCCGGGUUCGACUGGGCGGCGCGGACGCUCAUCUUGAAUGGGCUGGCGCGACGUUCGGGCUUGAAGCGCAAGCGGGACGAGUAG